UCUACGACAAAAGCAAACAGAAGUAGUGCAUUUGUUAAAGUAUGCUGCAAAACGAUAAAAUUCUCUUUAAACAAACUUUUUAUGCUGUGAGAGCUUUUUCUAUAUUACUCAUAUCCAACUGUAACCACUGUUUCUUUAAUCUUCAUCGAUACUCACACUCACACUCACCCUCACCCGCACCCGCACCCAGACCGGCGUCUGUGAACUUCAGCUAUCGUUGCGCCCAAAUGUCGGUAUUCCAUCCAGCAUCUAAUUCGUUGGGGUAUAGAUGUCUGAAAAAAUUUUUAAUAUGCUCCUAUGGAAUCUCAUGGAAAUCAUCAGAACUCAUAGGACAAGAUGGGAUGAAGGUUUUCUUUUGCUGAAGGAAAUUUUCGCCUCAUCUUGUUCCACGACCACCCCUGUAUUAGACUAGAAGAGUAAACAGCGAAAAAGCAUGGAUGAUAAUGAAAUUAAACGAAUUAGGUUUUUUUCUAUAUCUGAUUACUGAAACUGGAAUUUUAUUUUAGAACGAGAACAGAACACGACAUUUUUGAUUAAUAAAACACAGUUUUAUGUCGAGCGAACAGUAGAAUCCAGUUUUCUUCAGAAAUAUGUUACUGGUAUGGAUUUGGAUAGUUCGUACGAAUUAAAACAACCUGAAUAUGCAAUGAACGAUGGUGAUUCCCAACCUAUUCUUGCUAUAUCGGGGAAAGCUGGUGAUGGAAAGACAAUGUUACUUAGCAAAUUUAUUUUAUAUCUCGAAGUAACAGCAGUUAUGGUGUAUAUUUCUUAUGACAAUAAUUUGCUGACAUCAACGGGCGAACGUCUAGCGCACGAUGAUAAUUUUUUAACCAAUGCACUUAAAAUUAUUCCAGGUACAAUAGUUAUUAUUAUUGACGGACUUGAUAAGGGUGAUAUUCAUCAAAAUCGAAAUUAUCAACAAGAAUUUCCCUUGAAUUCAUUAAAUAAAUUAAUUUUUCAAAAUUUAUCAAUAAUAAUUAGUUGUGAGAACGACAAACUUCUUCAUAAAACCAUAAAAAAUACAACAAAACACUAUGAACUUGAAUUAUUACCAUUCACAAUUGAACAACGAAAGUUUUAUGUGAAUAAUUUUUUUAAAUGUUAUAAUAAGGUAAGAAAAUAG
This is a messenger RNA of Didymodactylos carnosus, 1123 nucleotides long. NCBI's taxonomy places the organism in Eukaryota, Metazoa, Rotifera, Eurotatoria, Philodinida, Philodinidae. The record is from the annotation of a GenBank genome assembly.